UGACGUCAAGCAUUAUUCUCGCGGUACAACGUCCUACUUCACUCCUCCAUUUUAUAAUGGCGAAUUACUUUCGCUUUGACUUGAAGGAUCGAAGGCAUUUGUGAUUUUCUCGCAAUGGCAGAGUUGAUUUUGCGUGAAAAGGCGAUCAUCGUAAAAACUUACCAACCACAAGAACUAGAUCAACUGAUCAUAUACUUCCAAAGCCACCACCAAAGCGAUGGGGGCGAUGUUAAUGAACAGCAGUCUCGAGUUUCGGAAUGUGAUUCAGGCACAGCAAUCAUUUGUUUUGAAGAGAAGGAAACUGCAAGGAGAGUGUUAGCAAAGCAGGACCAUCAUUUUGUUGGUGUGAGUGGCAUCCCAUGUCAACUAACUGUGGAGCCAUAUGCAGGAUCCAAGUACUCACCAGCUGGUGAGGGUUUAAAGUCUAAUAAAGAGCAGAUCAUGCCAGGAGCUCCUGAUGCCAGGGAGGGAGCAACUGCCAGUCCCAGUCAGCAGUUACCAGACCCAGAAACAGCAGACACACAAGCAGAGAAUGCUAGCACAGUAGCUGACAACAAAACAUCUUCACUCAAGGAAACCCUUGACAAGCCUGAGAUGCAACCACCCUCACAGCCAGAUGAAAUGUUUCAACUCCAUCAGCCUCCAAUUCAGGUCCCAGGUCAACCUCGGUACCAUGAUAUUGAUAGUGCUAAUUCAUAUGCAGCUCAGCAGUCACCUGAGCAUAAGAACACUUCUGAAAGAUCUGUCACUGCAGAAGCCACCGGCAUGCAAACCAACAGGAUUAGUGGUCAUGUACCAACAGAGCAGCCACCACUGCCUACAGGAAGUACUUCUGAGACUCUUAAAACAACCAACGACAGUCCAGUCAAUGUUGCAUACCAGGGAGCAAGCUAUCCCCCACCCACAUCCAGUGCAUACAUCCCAUAUGGCUAUGGAGCAGUGCCCCCAUAUCCUGCUCAGCCGUUUUACCCAUACCAUCAGAUCAUGCCAGGAGCUCCUGAUGCCAGGGAGGGAGCAACUGCCAGUCCCAGUCAGCAGUUACCAGACCCAGAAACAGCAGACACACAAGCAGAGAAUGCUAGCACAGUAGCUGACAAUAAACCAUCUUCACCCAAGGAAACCCUUGAUAAGCCUGAGAUGCAACCACCCUCACAGGAAGGUGAAAUGUUUCAACAUCAGCAGCCUCCAAUUCAGGUCCCAGGUCAACCUCAGUACCGUAAUACUGAUAGUGCUAAAUCACAUGCAGCUCAGCAGUCACCUGAGCAUAAGAACAUAUCUGAAAGAUCAAUCACUGCAGAAGCCAUCGACAUGCAAACCAACAGGAGUUAUGGUCAUACAUCAACAGAGCAGCCACCACUGCCUACAGGAAGUACUUCUGCGACUCUUAAAGCAACCAGCGACAGUCCAGGCAAUGUUGUAAACCAGGGAGCAAGCUAUCCCCCACCCACAUCUAGUGCAUAUGUGCCAUAUGGCUAUGGAGCAGUGCACCCAGAAAGCACAGGAAAAACAUCAAAUCAUAAUGAAGUUUAUGGAGGAUAUCCUCCUCAGCAGUUUUACCCAUACCAUCAACCUAUGCCUGGAGUGCCACCUGGUUAUCCCUACAUCAGUGGAGUUUGGUAUCAGAUCCCUCAACAUAAUGAUGUGCAGUCACAACAAAGCAUACCACCUGGCCCACAGUAUGGCCAACAUAUGCUCCAAGAUCAUCAGAAUGCUGCCCAUAUGUACAGUCAUAUGCAACACAGUGGCCAAGGGUUUAGUCCCUAUAUGGUGCAACCAACAGGAAAUCACCCAGGCAAACAGAAUAACCCACACAUGGUCCAACAACAACAAAACAUAGGUUUCCGUAAUAGCCAGCAUCCCUCUCAAGAAGCACAACAUUUUGGAUUUCAUGGUGCUGGACAUUCUCCUAGGCAGCCACAACACCCCACAGAUCCUGGUUUCAUUUACAGCAGGCAUUAUACCCAGCAACAGCAGAAUUCUGGUUCUCCUGAAAACAAAUCAUUCACUCAGAAACCACCACAUUUUGACUCCAAAGCUAUGCCUGAGCAACAACUAAACAAAGAUGUCCAUGAUAGCCAGCAUUCCUCUCAAGAAGCACAACAUUUUGGAUUUUAUGGCGUCGGACAUUCUCCCAGGCAGCCACAACACCCCGUAUAUCCGGGUUCCAUUUAUACCCAGCAACAGCAGAAUUCUCGUUCCUCUGAAAACCAUUCAUUCACUCAAAAACCACGGCAUUUUGACCCCCGAGCUAUGCCCGAGCAACUACAGGAUGUAAGGACCCCAAAUGCCCCCAUUGUGUCACCAAAACAAGAACAUACAUUGAGAACACCAACCCAGGGCCUUUUUGCUUCUGAAAACUCUGCUGUUGAAGAACCUACCAUGACAUCUGUAGAACAGUCCAGUGAAGCAGCCACAAGUCAGCAGUUAGGGGUGUUAGUUCAAGGCAUUGGGACAGACAUCAGUAAGGACCACUUGGAGAUGUAUUUUGAAAGCGAAAAGAGGAGUGAUGGUGGUCCAAUAGAAGACCUAGAUUACACACCUGGCACUGGCAAAGCUAUCAUCCAUUUCAAGGAUGCCAGUGUGGCUGAUAGGUUAGUUAAAAGAGGAACUGUUACCAUGAAGGAUUCAACUCUAACCAUCAGCUGGCUGCCAGAACUUAGUAAUGCAUGCACAGUCAUUGUAACUGGGAUCCAGCAUCACACAACUGAGGAUGCUUUAAGGUUAUACUUUGAAAAUGAAAAGCGUAGUGGUGCCCAAGGGUACAAGGAUUUGCAGUAUUCUGGAGGAAGUGGACAUGCUUUGGUCACAUUUGAAAGUUCGGAGGGUGCUGCCAACUUUGUGAAGGCAGGAACAGGGAAGUCACCAUUAGAUGGAGCCACUUUACAGAUUUCUUGGCCUACCACUGAGGAUACAGUUGCCACCAAUCAAACAUGGAAUGGUCGAGUCACUGUCCUGGUCUCUGGAAUCAAAACUACCACAAAAGAGGAGACAUUGAAGAUGUAUUUUGAGAGUCGGCGUCGAAGUGGAGGUGGUCCUGUGAAGAAAUUAGUAUACAAAGAAGGCAGUGGCCAGGCAGAAAUCACUUUUGAGGAAGCUGAGGAUGCUACCAGUGUUCUGGAAAAAUCUAAAGAAAUGACUCUCGUACUUGAGGGUGAGAAGUUGAAGGCUGUGUCAUCUUGUCCUUUACCCUUGAAUCCAAAGCUUCUGCUCUUUUCAAAUCUGGUUCAAUACAAACCAAACCUAAAAUCCACCUUGAUGUUGUACUUGGAAAAUAUCUCUGGGAUAGAUGGAAAAGACAUCACUCUUAUGUAUGGUGAAAGCCCAAGGGUCCUUUUGGUGAAAUUUUCAACAGAUAUUGAUUUUGCAUCAUUUAAAGAGAAAUGCAUGGAGAGAAGAGGAAAAGGCAGAGAUGGUAGUUUGGGUGAAUUCAACAUAGAGCCUGUCUCAUAUCCAACUGCUGUUCAAGCACAUGGUUUAAAAGGAACUACUACUGAAUCCAUCAUUCAACUGCACUUUGAGAAACUUGGGUGUAGUUGUAGAGUGAAUAUGGUUUCCAAAAACAGAACCAGAGUGGCUAUGAUUACUUUUGAUGAUUACAAAGUGGUGGACAAAAUAUGUGAAGCCUCUCCUUACACCAUUGAAGAAAAGAGGGUUGUAGUCAUCCCUUUUUAUCCUUGCUUGGGUGUCACUAAUCCACAAAAUACAGAUGUCCCAUAUUUGGCCAUUCCUCCACCAGAAGACUUCUAUGUUGAUCCACUGCUCAUUGAAUUUCUGCAGGCAGCUCCUCAACAUCAUAGAAAGCUGAAAGAUAUGCUACAGAAAUACUUUGGUGAUGUCAGUGAUGUUGUAAAGCAAGAAGCAGGUACCACAUCCUUGAUAGUGGAAUGCACCAUCAGUCCUAAUAUGGCCAAUGCAUUUUCUGAAAUGGAAGUUUGGAGUGCAAAGAUAUCAGAGGCAAUGAAACAGUUUCUCCAAAAUUAUGAUCAGCAGGAGAUUAAAGUCCCAAGUAACAUUGGAAGUGUAAUUUGGGAACGUGUAGAUGAAAUGGUUCAGUCUUACCCAGGAAGGUUAUUGUUUCACAAAGACGAAAAGAAUAUGUGCAUACAGGUAGUGGGAGAAAAGGGUGAUGUAUCAGGAGUCUUACAAAGGAUGUCAGAGACAAUUCAUUCUGUUCAAGAAGAUGCCCAUUCUGUGAGCAGCCAGGUCAAGAUGAAAGACUAUGCAGUAUAUUUUCUGGAGAAUGGCCCAUUUUUGCAGCAACUAGGAGAAAGUUGCCCAUUGUUACAAAUAGAGCCAGACUUUUCCAACAAAGUUGUCAAUUUAAAGGGACAUCCUGUCAAAGUGGAUGAAGCAAAAAUACAACUGUUUCAAUACAUGCAAGAGAUCAAAACAGAGCGGAUUGCAGUUACCAAUGCUGUCCUGGAUUUUUUGAGAAAAGAGAGUUGCUGCCAAUUUUUGCAGGAAGAGUUCGGGAAAAGAAGCCUCAAUGUGCACGUUAUGUGUGGCUCUAAUGAGGCAAACAUUUAUGCUUUGUCCAGUCAAGAGUCAGGUCAGUGUGAAAUACAGAAAGCUAUUGAAUUGAUACAACAGAAGAUUAAAGAGAAAAAAAUUUCAGUACAAGAAGGUGGUAGUGCUGUUAUCAGAGAAAGAAAAUGGCAAGAUAUGAAGGACCAGUUGAGUAGAGACUAUGAGGACUUGAUUGACAUACAGGUAUCUCCUCAAAAAAAGCAUCUGACUAUUGUUGCUUUGGCAGAUACAAUCAAUAAAAUUGAAAAUCAUGUCCAGUCAUUUUUACGUUGCCACAGUGUUGUAGAACAUUUUGAAGAAGUCGCUUACCCAAAAGCAAUUUACAUCCAGAAAUUCAAGAUGGAGGAGGUCAACAAAGUUGAGCGUGACCUAAGGUUUUCUGCAGUUGAUAUCAGCCUCAAAGUAUCAGAAACUGGUAAAUGUGGUUUCAGCAUUAAGGGGAAUCCAGAUGGUGUGGAGAAAGCUACAAAGACUGCAGUGGCUAUUAUAGAGACAAUUAAAAAAGAAACGUAUAAAAUCGAUCAGCCAGUGGUGGCACAGUUUUAUAGUGAUGAAAGAGGACAGAUCCUGUUGAAGAAUACUGCAGGCAGUAACAACUGCAUUGUUGAGAAAUCGGGUAGAAGAGGCCCAGGACAUGCUGGAAAAUGUGUCCCUCAAGAGUUCAACCAUCCGUCUGGUAUUGUGUUCAAAGUGUGCCAGGGAGAUCUCACCAAGUACCACACUGAUGCAGUUGUUAAUACUGCAAAUGAAAGACUUGCUUCUGGUGGUGGUUUGGAUGGUGCCAUUAAAAAAGCAGGUGGUGCUGCAAUUCAAAGAGAGUGUGAUGAUAUCAUGAAUAAACGGAGGACCAGUCUGGAUGCUGGAGAGGUUGAGGUAACAGGACCUGGAAAGCUUCCCUGCAAGCACAUCUUUCAUGCAGUAGGACCAAGGUGGAGGGGGGGAAGAUCUGGGGAAAGGGAAGCUCUUCAAAGGGCAGUGGAAAAUAUAUUGAAGAAGUGCAGUGAGGAAAGGGUUGAGUCUGUGGCUAUCCCUGCAAUCAGUGCUGGUAUAUUUGGUUAUCCUAAAGAAAAGGCCACUGAGACCAUGGUGAAAGCUGCGAGUGACUUGUGCUCAAGGUCAAAACCGGAUGGUCUGAAAGAAAUCCAUUUUGUAGAUAGAGGAGAAGACAUCAUCGAUCUGUUUGCAUCUGCUGUUGCCAAAAACCUGAAAGAUAGUGCUGCAGCUGGAGGCAAUAUUUCUGAAGAUGAAGAAGAUGGAUACUCCGUGAAUGACUUUGAAGUGAUUAAUUCAGGAGGUGGGGAUACUGAUGCCGACACUGAUGAGGAAAUAGAGAAGGAUAUGCAACAGAGUGACGGUGACUUCAUUCCUCUAGGUGGAAAGGAAGACAUGAUAAUGACCAAGGAACGGAUUAAAGUGACACUGAAGAAAGGCCAGCUUGCAGAAGAACAAGUGGAUGUUAUUGUAAACACUACACAGACAAAUCUUGACUUGAGCAAAGGAGCUUUGUCCAGGGCUCUGCUCGAAAAGGCAGGAGAAGAAUUGCAAUCUGAGCUUUCAAGGAAAAGACAAAUCAAGCAUGGAGAAAUAAUUUGCACUCAAGGCUACAAACUGCCCUGUCUUGAAGUCUAUCAUUGUGCUUGUGUUAAAUGGGAUGAGGGCAAGGGUGAUUCAGAAAAAGUUUUGAGAACCAUUGUAAGGGGCUGCUUAGAAAAUGCACAUAAAAGUGGUGACCAUAGUUCUAUUGCUUUCCCUUCUGUUGGCACUGGAGGCCUGGGUUUCCCUGCAGAGCUGGUUGCAGGGGCUUUGUUUGAUGAAGUGAAAGAAUUUGGCAUACGAAACCCCAAUACAAAGAUUAAAGAUGUUCGUUUGGUUGUUUUUGAGAGAGAUGUCCAGACAGUGCAUGAUUUUGAAGCUGAAAUGCAACGUUUGAAAGAUGGGGGUAAAACAAGAGAGCCAAAUGUCUCUAAAUCAUAUUUCUUUGGUUGGUUCUCAAAAUCACCAAGCAGAAAAGAUGAGGAAGGAGAUUCCAGUAAACCUGCUUCCAUAUUCAGCAACUUCAGUCAGAAUAGCAGAGGUUAUUGUCAAAUGAAGGUUGGAAAGAUAAAAGUUCAGGUUCAACAGGGUGACUUAACAAAAGAAGAUGUGGAUGUUGUCGUUAAUAGUACCAAUGACAAACUUAAUUUGGAUGCUGGUGGUGUUUCCAAGGCAAUCAAGAGAGCUGGAGGCAAAGAAGUAGAGGAUGCAUGUAAAAAAGCAGGCCAAACAACCGAUGGUUUUGCAGUCACAACAGCAGGAAGAAUGAAAUGUAAGAGUAUUAUACACAUGGAUGGGAGACAUUUCCAUCAAAACUGGAGGAAGGCUGUCUGUGGCUGCUUGGCUCUGGCAGAAAACAAGAAGUUCAAGACUGUAGCCAUGCCAGCUUUUGGAACUGGUGCAAUGCAUCACAGUCCCCAGGCAAUUGCAGAUAGCAUGCUGGAUGGUAUUGCAGACUUCUUUUCCCGACAUAAACCCAGAUUUGUGGAGCUAGUCCGCAUUACUCUCCACCAGGUGGAACUUCUUGAAGUGUUCCAAGAUUCUAUGAAGACAAAACUUAGUGGUAACAGUAGAAGGCAAGAGCAAAGUGAGAAAGGAGGCUCCAAGUUCCAGAGAAAAAGAACAAUGGCAUUGUCACUUGAUAUUUAUUACACAAGAAGAGAUGAUUUGAACAAUUUCAAAGAUGAAAUUAAAAAAUUGGCAGAAAAAGAGAUACUUACAAAGUCCAUUGAGAAUGAUAACAUUGGAAAACUUUCUGGAGACCAGAUGAAAAAGAUCACAGAUGUAGCUAAAGAUGCUGCUGUGGAGGUAAUUGAUGAGCGUUCUCGUAGCAAAGUAAUGAAGCUCAGAGGUAGACCUUCUGAUGUCCUUAAAGUCCAAGAUGUGGUGCAGAAGAUGCUUGAUGAAAUUGCAAAAAAACAAAACCAGAAAGUGAUUAAUGCUGCAAAAUUGAAAGACAUCCAGUGGACCUUCUUCUAUAAGGACAAAGAAUAUAGUUACGACCCAUUUAGAAAUGCAGAAAUUGAAGAAGCUUAUAAGAAAAAGAGACAGGAGUAUGAAUAUUCAGAAAAAGGAAGGAAAUUCAAGCUAGAUUUCAGUAACAUGCAAGUCUGCUGCCAAGGUGGAAAGAGUGAAGUUGUUACAAGAAAGGAUUUGAAAGCUAGUGGGAACUUUGCUCUGCCACGUCAUUGGAGUCCCAUGCCAAAAGAUACCAGUGUCAUUCUUGUUCCCCUGAACUCCUCCUCAGCAGAGUAUCAAGAGGUGGAAAAGAAAUUCAAGGCCACUGGGAGUGGAGUAUCUCCUCAGAAAAUUGAGCGCAUCCAGAAUCCAAAACUUUACCUGCCUUACAUAGCCAAGAGGGAGGAGAUGAAGAAGAGGUUACCUGGAAAAGUUAUUGAACACAUAUGCUAUCAUGGAACAGAUACCAACAGUACAAAGUUCAUCAACCAUAAUGGUUUCAACAGAAGUUACUGCGGAAAGAAUGGCACAGCAUUGGGAGCAGGCGUUUACUUUGCCACUGAUUCUCAAACUUCUAUUGGAUAUGCCAGAGGUGGGACAGGUGGAAGAAUCAUGUACCAAGCAAGAGUUCUCACUGGAGAUUAUACUGGGGGUAGUUCAUCAAUGCAGGUUGCUCCCAAGAAACCCGACAAUGUCACAGAUUAUGACUCUGUUGUGAACAAUACUGGCAGUCCGUCAGUUUUUGUCAUUUUUCAUGAUAGUCAGGCUUACCCUGAGUACCAAAUAACAUUUUGAACUAUUUUGUGAUAAUUCCAAAUUGUUCAGUCCAGUCAAGAUUAAAUUAAAUUUGAUGGAAUUUGCUUGGAGACAUCAGCACCAACAUUUUGCGCUAAAUAUUUGUUUAAUCAUUGAUUGCACAUAAAAGUUUGACAUGGUUGUGUGCAUGUCUCUAAAUUUUCUCCGAUUUUAACUCUAUGGCCUGCAAGUAAAAGCAGCUGUCCGAGCAAUGAAAUGGACAUCUGGAGUAGACCUAAAGAUAUAUUUUAAUGUUUAAGAACAACUUUCACAACAUUCUGUCAUACUAAGUUCGCUGAUAUGAGUGCAUGUCUGAAAUGUCGAUUUACUUAUUUAAUGUUCGUUUUUACUCUUGGAAAACUCCUGAAAGAAUCUUAGAUUAAGACAAGAAAAAUUCUUGCCAAUGAUUCAAACAAUUGUUAUUUCCCCAUACAAAUAUGAACCUUUUUCAACAUAUGAGGAAUGUGUGCAAAUCUUCAAUUAAAUGAUCAAAGAAAAAAUUGGCAGGAAUUUCAAUAUUAAAACCAUAAUUUCAUAUAUAAUAGGUCAGUGACAUUACAGUCAAAUUCAAAUAAAUAUUAUCAGUUCUUGCAUAAUCAUAAUAAGCAAGACAAUUGGUUUCUCAAAAUCAUUGGUUCACAAGAUUUUAAAUAUAAAUUCUUUUGUGAAAAGUAAUAAUUUCAAAGUUCUUUUAUGACCACCUAACAACAUUGUCCAUUUAUGUUGUUACAGUAAUGCCAAGCGUAAUCACCCAACAUAAUACAAUUACAGCUUUUUCUUGCUAAAUUUGUUACAAAUGUAUAUGUAUUGCCACCUGCUUUAAUUGUGGAAUAAAUUUCUUGAUCAACA
Molecule: messenger RNA, 9162 nt
Organism: Lingula anatina
Lineage: Eukaryota; Metazoa; Brachiopoda; Lingulata; Lingulida; Lingulidae
Product: protein mono-ADP-ribosyltransferase PARP14
Biological process (GO): negative regulation of gene expression; protein poly-ADP-ribosylation; positive regulation of type II interferon-mediated signaling pathway
Cellular component (GO): cytoplasm; nucleus
Molecular function (GO): ubiquitin-like protein ligase binding; NAD+ poly-ADP-ribosyltransferase activity; RNA binding
Source: RefSeq, a predicted model, not a curated record